AUGGGCGCGCGAAUAGGAGACCCGCUGAGUGGCUGGCUGGAGGACUGGGGGCUUGUGAGGCUUCUGAUUGGACGGCAGACAAUCGACUCAAGCGCGGGUGAUACAAGAGAGAGGAUCGGAGCGGCGCGUCGUGUUCGAGCCCCUUCACUUCUCCUCCGGACUGAAAGGAGGCCUGGCCUUGUCCGGCAAGGGCCUCGGGCCUCGAGCCAUCGGGAGUCGAGCCGAACAAUUCGAGCCGAGGAACUAGGCCCGUUGGGAUGA
Messenger RNA from Protopolystoma xenopodis, 261 nucleotides. Lineage: Eukaryota; Metazoa; Platyhelminthes; Monogenea; Polystomatidea; Polystomatidae. The record is from the annotation of a GenBank genome assembly.